Canariomyces notabilis is the source of this 4743-nucleotide messenger RNA. RefSeq lists its product as uncharacterized. The coding region runs from base 1 to 4743 and encodes 1580 amino acids. The transcript has 4 exons. Gene Ontology annotation, cellular component: RISC complex; nucleus; cytoplasm. NCBI's taxonomy places the organism in Eukaryota, Fungi, Ascomycota, Sordariomycetes, Sordariales, Chaetomiaceae. Gene Ontology annotation, biological process: siRNA processing. Gene Ontology annotation, molecular function: DNA binding; RNA binding; ATP binding. The record is from RefSeq and is a predicted model, not a curated record.
AUGGAACAACAACCAGUUUGGCCGCCGUUGUCGCAGCCUCGAUUGGUUGACGACGACCAAAUGUCCAUCGAUGAGCCCGCUGUGCGCGACUCGGCUGAGCAAGGCUUCGCCGACGACAGAGGCGACGACAGUGAUAUCGAUAGUGAGAAUAGUGACGGGGCCAACGAAUGGGUCGUUCACAGUCCUCGCAAGCCGCGCAAGGUAUCCGAAAAGAAGCGCGCAGACAUUGCCGCGUUCGACUUGUGGAUUGAGGAGAAUCAACAAGAGCUUUCCAAGAGCCCGAGCGGAUUGGUCAUUGACGAUGAUGAAUCUGCCAACGGCUUGGUUGAGGAUUUCGACAACAAGUGCAUCAUCGCAAGCCCUCGAGAUUACCAACUCGAGAUGUUUGAGCGGGCCAAGACACAGAACACCAUUGCUGUGUUAGAUACUGGAUCGGGCAAGACACUGAUUGCUGCGCUGCUCCUGCGAUGGACAAUUCAAAAUGAGCUGGAGGACCGAGCCAAAGGACUUCCAAAGCGCAUCGCUUUUUUCCUUGUCGAUAAGGUUGCUCUGGUGUUUCAGCAACAUGCCGUGCUCACAUGCAACUUGGACUAUCCUAUUGAGAGGUUAUGCGGUGAGAUGGUCGAACAGGUCUCGUCCAAAGAGUUCUGGGACAAGACGUUUGCCGACAACAUGGCCAUCGUGUGCACGGCUGAGAUUCUCUACUCCUGCCUCCACCAUUCCUACAUCCGGAUGGAGCAGAUCAACCUCCUAGUAUUUGAUGAGGCCCACCACACCAAGAAAAGGCACCCCUACGCGUGCAUUAUCAAGGAUUUCUACAUCGAGGUCAAAGAUGAGAAGAAAAGACCCCGCAUUCUUGGAAUGACGGCUUCUCCGGUGGACGCCCACAUCGACCCCAAGAUUGCCGCAGCACAGCUUGAGGGCCUGCUUCAUAGCCAGAUUGCCACCGUCGCCAACCCGAGGGCAAUGCAACAGAGUGCCGGAACACCAACUACGGAGAUAGUUGUCGAGUACGACAGGAAGCUUCCAGACUGGGAGACAGAGCUUAACAGAGGUCUGCGCGGGCUUGUGGGUAAUCAUGCAGUCUUCAAAAAGGCAUUCGCUUUCACCGCGACUGCAGCGGCAGAGAUGGGACCUUGGUGCGCCGAUAGGUACUGGCAGCUUUUCCUCAGCGGAGACCGAAUGGCAUAUCUGGAAGCGGGAACCGAGAGUAACCUCUUCCGUUCCUCUGACUUAAGCCAGAACGUGGCUGAACAUAUCAACAAGGUGCGAGAGGCACACGAGCUGGUGAAUCAGCACGACUUCAUCCAGCCAAGGCUCGAUACGGACCAUCUGUCUCACAAGGUCGUCCAACUUGUCAACGUGCUGCGAGAGCAAUUCCAUGCUGAAGAUGGCAAACAACGAUGCAUCAUUUUCUUCAAGCAGAGAAAUGUGGCUGGGUUACUCUGUGACUUGCUUGAGCAGCCGGAGAUGACCAUCCAGGGCCUUAGGCCUGGCGUACUUGUUGGCGGUGGCAGGCAAGAGGCCAGUUGGGACAGUAAGAAGAUUAGCUAUCGUGACCAGGUCAAGACGAUAAUAAAGUUCAAGAAGGGCGAGCUGAACUGUCUCUUUGCGACUCCUGUUGCCGAGGAGGGCCUCGACAUCCCGGACUGCAACCUUAUCAUUAGAUACGACCUCAACGACACUCUGAUCCAGUACAUUCAGUCUCGCGGCAGAGCGCGCCAGGACGGCUCGGUUUACGUGCACCUUGUUGAGAAGGGCAAUAUCCUGCACCGCAAAAGGAUGGAAGAAAAUAAGCUGGCCGAAGACGCGCUGCGACGGUUCUGCGAGAGCAUGCCAGAAGACAGAUGCCUGACCGGAAACAAUUUCAACAUUGAUUAUUUUCUGCGCAAGGAAAAGGGACAAAAGCAGUACACAGUCCCAGAAACAGGAGCAAAGCUCAACUUUAAGCAAAGUUUGGUCUGCCUUGCAAGAUUUGUGGCUUCACUGCCUCAUCCGCCCGACGUCAGCCUGACUGCCAACUAUGUCGUGCUUCCUGUCCCUGAAGGAGGCUUUCAGUGCGAGGUGAUAUUACCUGCGUCGUCCCCCAUCAAACGGGCUACUGGGGGUGUUUACGCGAGCAAGGCAGUCGCCAAGUGCUCGGCAGCCUUUGAGCUGUGCAUCCUGCUUAUCAAAAACAAGUAUCUUGAUGCGUUUCUGAAGCCUGUCUUUACAAAACAGCUUCCUGCCAUGCGCAAUGCACGGCUCGCCAUCAGUUCCAAGAAGAGGAAGGUGUAUGGUAUGCGGAUAAAGCCCGAGAUUUGGUCAAUCCUGGGCGAGCCCUCGGAGCUCUACGUGACAGCUCUAACAUUGGAUAACCCGGCGGCAGUCGGCAGACCAUCCCUCCCGCUCCUCCUGCUGGCUCGACAGCGGAUGCCCCAAGUAGCUUCAUUCGAGCUAUUCUUCGGCCAGAACCGCUCUUCGUCAGUCAAAUGUGUUCCGAUUCCCGGACCUCUCAGGCUUGAUGAUGACAGGCUCAUUCAGUACCUGACGGCAUUUACCUUGGCUGUUUACAAGGAUGUUUUCAGCAAGGAAUACGAAGCUACUGCUGCCGAGCUCCCUUAUUUUCUUGCCCCAACAAGACGAGAGCAUUUCUACGACUUCUCGUCCGUCUCGGAUCCUUUUUAUACCCUUGACUGGGCUACGCUCAGGUGCGUGCACGAAAACGAGUGCAUCAAGUACGAGUUCAACGAGCCGGAUAGCUUCUUCACUGAUAAAUUUGUCACCGAUCCGUAUGACGGCUCACGCAAAUUCUUCCUUCGCGGCCGCUGCCACGCUUUGAAGGCCACCGACCCUGUGCCUGAACGCAUUGUCGCCCCGAGUCACAGGGCCUGGCGCACGACGUGCACCAACCGCGACAUUCUCAAUUACAGUCUGAGCAUGUGGACGAAAUCGCGGAGCUACAUGUCCCUCAGGGAGGAUCAGCCUGUCGUGGAGGCGGAGCUACUGCCCAUUAGACGUAACCUUCUGGAUGACAAUAUUGGAGACCAAGACCUGGAGCCGAAGCAGUGCUUCUUGGUCUUGCAACCCCUGAGAAUUUCGCCGUUGCCGGUAGAUGUCGUCAGCAUGAUUUACAACUUCCCUGCUCUUAUCCAUCGCAUCGAGUCCAACCUCAUUGCAUUGGAUGCUUGCCACAUGCUCGGGCUAAACAUUCGGCCCGACCUUGCUCUUGAGGCAUUCACAAAGGACAGCGAUAACACGGGCGAGCACGAUGCCGAACAAGUCAACUUUCAGGGCGGCAUGGGCAACAACUACGAGAGAUUGGAGUUUCUCGGCGAUAGUUUUCUCAAGAUGGCAACCACAAUCGCCAUCUUCACUCUCGUCCCUGACAAGGAUGAAUUUGAGUACCACGUCGAGCGCAUGCUGCUGAUCUGCAACCUGAAUCUCUUCAACAACGCACUCGAGGUCAAACUGGAGGAAUACAUCCGCUCCAUGGCCUUCGAUCGCCGGAGCUGGUACCCCGAGGGUUUGACGCUGAAGAAGGGUAAGCGCAAGGAACCAAUCCGGAAGCACGAACUUGCCGACAAGUCCAUCGCCGACGUCUGCGAGGCCCUCAUCGGCGCCGCCUACCUCACCGCUCAAGAACAAGACUGGACCAACUUUGACCUGGCGGUGCGCGCAGUCAGCACCAUGGUCAGGGACAAGCGCCACACCAUGACGUGCUUCUCCGACUACGCCGCCUCUUACACUCCUCCCGCCUGGCAGACCGCGCCUUGCAACAGCGCCCAGCUAGACAUGGCCGAGCGCUUCCGGCAGCGCCUGGGCUACUCCUUCAGAUACCCCCGCCUCUUGCGCUCGGCUUUCCAGCACCCAACAUAUCCAUCGAUCUAUGAGAAGCUCCCCAGUUACCAGCGCCUCGAAUUCCUGGGCGACUCCCUCCUGGACAUGGCCUGCGUGGAGUAUCUCUUCCACCACUUCCCCGGCGCCGACCCGCAGUGGCUGACGGAGCACAAGAUGGCCAUGGUAUCCAACCAAUUCCUAGGCUGUCUGGCGGUGCACCUGGGCUUCCACCGCUCACUCGCCUACUGCUCGCCCCACAUCCAGCGGCAGAUAACCGACUACGUGGCCGAGUUUGACGAGGCGCUUGCACCUUACCGUGACGGCGAUGACGGCGAAGGAAUCCUCAAACCGGAUUUCCCCCGCGACUUCUGGACCGCCCUCUCGCACCCGCCCAAGUGCCUGCCGGACGUGGUCGAGGCUUACCUGGGCGCCGUCUUCGUCGACUCAGGCUUUGACUACGCCGGCGCCGUGCGCAGCUUCUUCAACGUCCAUGUCCGCCCUUGGUUCGAGGACAUGCGGCUGUACGAUGCCUUUGCCCAGAACCACCCCGUCACCCUCCUCGGCGGGGUCAUGCAGACCAAGUUCUGCUGCCGCGACUGGCGGGUGCUGGUCCGCGAGAUGCCACCUCCCAAUAACCAGUUGGCUGCGGUGGCGGGGUUGAUGGAUCCGCAGGGAAGUGGUACUGGGCAAGGCGGCCAGGUCGUCUGCGCGGUGCGCGUGCACGGGCAAACGGUUGCGCACGCCGUGUCGGCGAGCAGCAGGUAUGGAAAGAUCAGCGCGGCGAAGAAGGCGCUCGCGCUGUUGGAGGGUAUGGAAGUCGAUCAGUUUAGAAGGGCGUACGGGUGCGCGUGCGUUUUGGAGGCGGGCGGGAACGGGGCGCUGUCUAGGGGGGAGGAGGAAGGGGAACAUGGGUCGGCGAUUUGA